Pisolithus orientalis is the source of this 702-nucleotide messenger RNA. RefSeq lists its product as uncharacterized. The coding region runs from base 1 to 702 and encodes 233 amino acids. NCBI's taxonomy places the organism in Eukaryota, Fungi, Basidiomycota, Agaricomycetes, Boletales, Pisolithaceae. The record is from RefSeq and is a predicted model, not a curated record. The transcript is spliced from 6 exons.
AUGUCUUUUGCAAAACUGUGCCCUAUUACCUUUGAUCAUGGUGUCCUUGCUCAAAGCAAGAAGAUCAUCAAUCAUCAUACUCAGAUUGCCAACCUUGUAUUUCUAUGGUCAUCCCUCUUCAGGGCUAUGACAAUCCAGAGGGCUUGGAUUCACCCCCUGAAACCUCUUCCCCUGUUCUCAAAGCUUUUGAUGCUUUGGUAUUUUCAGGGAAUGUCAGAUACCCUGUGCACCCCACAAUUCCUGAUAUUCCUUUCUCUGUAUGAUUCACAAAAUUUCAAGAGAAGCAGGAGGGCUUUCAAUCUCCAGCAAACCUUCCCUCCAGCCCUCUCUUCCAUAUGGCAAGUCAAAGAGGUUCCAAGGCAAAUGCAGAACACUGAACAAUCUUCUGUAGAAAGAGGAAGACCUGUCGAUACCAUCUACCCAUCCCACCGAUUGUGCUACCCUCGAAAUGCAAUACACAGUUGUAGCCUAAGCAAGAAGAUCCAGACACUACUGCUCUUGCAACAACUAUGGAGUUAUUAUACUUCUUUCCCUAUAAUGUUGGAAGCUGAGACCUCAACAUCUGCAAAGCACCAAGAAAAUUAUAUUCCACCUGCUGUUCCUAUCCCUCUUGAAAUGCAUGCUUUCACUGUAGCCUACAAUCAUAUGUUGGAUGCUAUGAGAGAUGUUGAACAAGUUGCAAGGCAUGCAUUGGAGGCCUGA